Messenger RNA from Nylanderia fulva, 2956 nucleotides. Lineage: Eukaryota; Metazoa; Arthropoda; Insecta; Hymenoptera; Formicidae. The record is from RefSeq and is a predicted model, not a curated record.
CGAUGACUGAGCGCAGAGACAAGAGCUAUUCUGAGAAGUGACGAGCUACGGUAGACGUCGAGCUCAAAAAGAAAGCGCGAAAGAAGGUUGAAUGGUGCCGCAGGCCGGCGCCAUUUGAACCGACGAGCCAGGCGAAGGGACAGAUUUCCUCUCUCUCGAACACGCAAACGGGACCGGGUGUCCUGGUGUGUAGGGACAGGUGCGAAGGCGUGCCUCCACGAUGGGGGUCGCCGACGACUUCGCGCCCAGCUUCACGCAGAAGCCGCAGCUGCGGCAGGAGGACGACGGCAACCGGCUGAUAUUCGAGUGUCAGCUGGUGAGCUCGCCUAAACCCGAGAUCGCCUGGUUCCGCGGCGAGACCGAGCUCAGCCAGGAUGACAGGACCAACUUCAAGAUGCAGAGCGUCGGGACCAACAAGUUCCUGGUGGUGCUCGAGCUCGACGACGUUAUCGAGACCGACGCCGGCCUCUACAAGGUCAAGGCGAAGAAUAAGAUGGGCGAGGUCGCCGCCUCUAUCAAUCUUAACUUUAGUCCAAUGGAUGAGCCUAGAGAGAAACAAAUUGACGGCAUCGCGCCGACUUUCGCGAAGAAACCCGCGAUCAGGCAGGAGGACGACGGCAAACGGUUGCUCUUCGAGUGUCGCAUCACAGCCGAUCCCACGCCGAAAAUCACAUGGUUUCACACUGGGAACAUGGUCAAGGAUUCGCCAAGGCACAAGCUGACCGUCGAUAAAGAUGGCCACUCGUACUUCGCCACCCUGGAAAUAAAAAACGUGACCGUCGAGGAUGCUGGCAAAUAUAAGGUCACAGCGAAGAACGAGCUUGGCGAAUCUAACGCCACGAUUUCCCUGAAUUUCGACAGCGACGAGGCACCCGUUCCCGAAGACGGUAUUAAACCGACCUUCACCGAACGACCGGUUAUAAGACAAUCCGACGACGGUAACACCAUCACCUUUGAAUGCCGACUUGUCGGCGAUCCGAAACCAAGUGUCAAGUGGUAUCACGGUACCGAGGAGGUGAAAGAGGGCGGACGGUUCAACAUGUCCCUGGAGCUCGAUCAGAAGCUGUAUCAUCUCGUGAGGCUGAGGAUCGACAGCGUGGCGAAGGCGGACGCGGGCGAGUACAGAGCCGUGGCGAAGAACAAGCAUGGCCAGGGAGUGGCGACCAUUAAUCUAAACUUCGAGGGUGGCGACAGGCUUAAAAUACCGGACGGUAAGCCGCCGCGAUUCCCGAAGAAACCGACGAUCCGCCAGGAGGGCGACUUACUCAUCAUGGAGUGCAUUCUGGAGGCACAUCCGGUGCCGGACAUAACGUGGUACCAGGGUCAGAAAACGAUCGCCGACAGCAAGCGCGUGAAAAUGUUGCGCAAGGCCACCGGCAAGGACACGUACCUGCUGACCCUCGAAAUCUCGAAUCCAACCAAGGCCGACGGCGGAAAUUAUCGUUGCAACGCCUUUAACAGCUUCGGCGAGAGUAACGCCAACAUCUCCCUCAACUUCCAAGAAGAGGGCGCGGGUCUUGCUCCGUCCUUCGUCGAAAAACCUCGCAUCAUCCCGAACGAAACUGGCACGUUGAUCACCAUGAAGUGCAAGUGCAAAGCAAAUCCCAAACCGGAGGUCACGUGGUUCCGCGGCACCAACGUAGUCAAGGAGUCAUCGAAGAUCUCGAUCAAGACCAAUACAGUCGAGGAGGACAUCUACGAACUUAUUAUGGAAAUUAAGGACCCGUCGGGACCGGAUGGCGGAACGUACAGGUGUCACGUGAAGAACGAGCACGGGGAGAGCAACGCCAAUCUGAAUUUGAAUAUCGAAGCGGAACCGGAACCGGAAGGAGACGGGCCGACGUUCGUGGAGAAGCCGCGAAUACAGUCGCAAAACAAGGGCAAGCUCGUCAUCAUGGAUUGCAAGGUGAAGGCGAAGCCGAAGCCGCAGAUCGUGUGGACCCACGCCGGCAAGGUGGUGAAGGAAUCUUCGAAGAUCUCCAUCAGCAUCGUCCAAGAGAAGGAUGACAUCUAUUACAUCAAAUUGACUUUGAACGAUCCAGGACCAGACGAUUCCGGUCUGUACAAGUGCAACAUCAAGAACGAACUCGGUGAACUCAACGCUAAUCUUACGUUGAACGUCGAGAUUAUACCCGUAAUUAAGGAGAAACCGAAAGUUGUGAAGAUUGUCAAAAAGAAGACCGUAGUGGUCGAAUGCCACGUUCUUUCCCAAUUUGCGCCCGACUGCACUUGGUUCAAGGAGACUCAGGUCGUUAAACAGGAUAGCAGGCACAAGUAUCAUGUCGAGCAAAUCAAAGAAGGUGAAUUUACCGUCAAACUCGAAAUCGAACAAAUGUCGGCGACAGACAAAGGCGUGUACAAAUUAGUGGCACGCAACGAAAAGGGAGAAGCUACAUCGCAAGUAGUGGAAGUGACAGAAAUUCCAGAUCAAGGAGAGAAACCGAAAAUUGCUACCGGCCUCAAAUCAAUUACUGUCGAGGAAGGCAAGACGGUCGAACUCAUUGCCAUUCUCUCAACACAAGAUCGGAAAGUCACCGUCACGUGGUACAGAGAUUCGACAGUCGUCAAAGCGACGAAGGACAUCAUGAUCUCUUUCAAUGGCCUGGACAUGAAACUGACUAUUACCUCGGCAUCGACAGAAUUGUCAGGAACGUAUAAAGUCGUCGUAAGCAACGAAUAUGGAGAAGACGAAUCGUCAGCCCGACUUGUCGUUAAAAAGAAAGAGGAGAAGAAGAAGACGAAGAGGGUAAUAAGUUCGAUAUCGGACGACGAGGAUGAAGGAUCAGAGGAAGAAUAUGAAGAAGAGGAAGAAGUGGUGAGUGUAAUUGAGUCCAGCAUUAUCAGCACAGAAGCUAUUCUCGAAGAAUCGGACUCUGAAGUAAUCUUUCGCGUCGAGGAUAAGCCUGAUCUGAAACAGAAUGGUAUCUAUAAACCAGAGAUUGGGAAGUGUACGUAG